UCUUUGAAAACAAUCAAAUCCAACGGUUGAGAUUCAGUCUUCUCUUUGACUUGCUCGAUCCUUUACAAUUAUUUUUAACACUAUAUAAUUCUCCUAUUUCUUUCUCCCUCUUCCUUCAUUUCUCUCUCCUCUUUUUUUUACAGUUUCGAAACGUUUCGAUUUUCUGGGUUUUUUUUCUUCUUGAAUUUCUUCAACAAUGUCGACCGAAAAGGAAAGAGAGACUCAGGUUUAUCUUGCUAAGCUUUCUGAACAAGCUGAACGCUAUGAAGAAAUGGUUGAGUGCAUGAAAUCAGUAGCAAAAUUAGAUGUUGAGUUGACUGUGGAAGAGAGGAACCUCCUUUCUGUGGGUUACAAGAAUGUCAUUGGUGCUCGGAGGGCCUCUUGGCGUAUAAUGUCUUCAAUUGAGCAGAAGGAAGAAUCUAAAGGAAAUGAGAACAAUGUCAAGCUCAUUAAGGGUUAUCGUCAGAAGGUUGAAGAUGAGCUAACUAAAAUAUGCCAAGACAUCUUGGCUAUUAUAGAUGCACAUCUAGUUCCUCAUUCCGGCAGUGGAGAAGCUACUGUAUUCUACUACAAGAUGAAAGGUGACUACUUCCGCUAUCUAGCUGAGUUUAAGUCCGAUCAGGAAAGGAAGGAUGCUGCAGAGCAGUCACUUAAUGGCUACGAGGCGGCCUCUGCCACAGCAAAUACAGAUCUGCCUUCUACCCAUCCCAUUCGUCUUGGUCUUGCUUUGAACUUCUCUGUCUUCUACUAUGAGAUUAUGAACUCUCCAGAAAGGGCGUGCCAUUUGGCCAAGCAAGCAUUUGAUGAAGCCAUUGCAGAAUUGGACACAUUGAGUGAGGAGUCAUACAAGGAUAGCACCCUAAUCAUGCAGCUAUUGAGAGACAAUCUCACUCUUUGGACUUCUGAUAUACCUGAAGAAGGAGGUGAAGAAAAUUCCAAGGCAGAGGAAACAAAACCUGCUGAUGCAGAAUGAUGUCUUAUACAACCGCGUCAUUAUAACAAGAAGCUGCCAUAAGAGAUAGCUCGGAUCCCUUAAUAUCUUCCCGAAAAGCAAUUGUACUGGGGAGCAUAUAAAUUAUUGUUGCUGAAAUUUUGUGCUAUAAUAGCUAGUAGAGAAUCAGUUAAAUGUUCUCUUAUCAGCUUUUAUUGUAGAUUGUUCGUUGCACUUUCUUUAGAUUGUGGUGUAGUAUCCAAACAAUCUUUUCAUUUUUUGUUCUUAUAUGCAAUUGUAAGCUCUUUUAUAUUGCAAUUGCGAUGUUUCUUUAGUCUUAAUAUCGAAAAUUCUGAUUGUGUUA
Molecule: messenger RNA, 1295 nt
Organism: Chenopodium quinoa (quinoa)
Lineage: Eukaryota; Viridiplantae; Streptophyta; Magnoliopsida; Caryophyllales; Amaranthaceae
Product: 14-3-3-like protein GF14 iota
Exons: 7
Coding region: 197-973 (258 amino acids)
Biological process (GO): signal transduction
Cellular component (GO): cytoplasm
Source: RefSeq, a predicted model, not a curated record